AUGCGGCGUCAUGGCAGGGCCGCUGGAGGGACAAAGGCCGUCACACCCAUGCCAGAAACUGUCUCGUUGAUACAUUCCUUCGAUUCCGUCUCGAAUCCCAAUCGUCCAGUUCGCCCAUCGCCGCUGGCCUCUUCACAUAUCAAGGCAUUACCGCUCGACCUUGUUGACCGUUUGCGCUCGUUUCCGCUCUUCCAAUCCACGCCGGAGUCGUUCCUCAUUGACAUCGGACAACACCUUCGCCCGCAACUCCACGCCGCUAAUGACUAUAUUUUGACAGAAGGAGAUGAAGCGAAAGCGAUGUACUGGCUGGUUCGAGGUGCAGUCGCCGUUACCUCAAGGGAUGGCGAGAGUAUCUACGCAGAGCUCAAGCCUGGCGCCUUUUUCGGUGAGAUCGGCGUGUUGAUGGACCGCCCGCGCACGGCAACCAUUGUCGCGCGAACGCGAUGUAUGCUUGUGGUGUUGACCAAAGAGGAUUUCCGAAAGAUCCUUCCUCGGUUUCCCGAGGUUGAAGGCGCGAUUCGGGAUGAGGCUCAGGAACGGUUGAUGAUCCUUGAGAGGAAGAAAAAAGAGACCUCCGUACCGGCAGUCGACCUUUCCAAUUAUCAAAUUCCCAAUAAUCAAUUUCGACGUGGCUCAAAGAGACUGCGAGACAGUCCCUCCAAGGAUGUGUCGUUUACCGAUCAGGACGGUCAUACCAUUCACCCAAUCAAUGGUAAUAAAAAGCGCAAAUCUCCAAGCCCUGUAAUGAAGGACAAAUCAUCCAGCGCGCUAGCGAAUGGACUCGUGAACGUUCGUCUAUUGCUUAAGGAAUUGCCAUUGUUCUCUGGUUUGCCUGCAGAUAUCCUUCACUUCCUAGGGCUCAAUGCCCAGCCACGGUCAUACCCACCUUUCACGGACAUCAUUCGACAGGAUUCCCAAGGAAGGGAAAUCUAUUUCAUCGUGCGAGGUGAGGUUGAAAUUCUCUCCGGGAGAACACAACCGUUGGAUGGCCUCCACCGCUCCAAGUCAAAUGGUAUUCAGCAUCCGGAGUUCGAGGUGAAAGCUCGUUUAAGACAAGGGCAAUACUUUGGGGAAGUUGUGAGUCUGUCUCUCGCACCACGCAGAACGGCGACAGUCCGCUCUGUAAGCUCUGUCGAAUGUUUGAUGAUUGGCGGAGAUGUCCUCUCCAAAUUCUGGGACAAAUGUCCCAAAAAUGUCCGUGACCAAGUUGAAGGCACGGCCAAGGAGAGGCUGCAGGCAGCAUCAGACGGCGACGUCGUCAUGACAGAGGAUCCUGCCCCUGAGCAAGUGGUCAAUGGAUUCGGUAUUGACGACAGAUUCAAAGCCGCCGCAUCCCGGAGGCAAUCGAUGCCCAUCUUGACCCUCACAGAAACGGAACUGGAUAGUUCCCAUCGCCAGUCUAAUGGAGUAGAUGACCAGACGGUACUGCGGCCGUCGGAUCCGGACCCUUAUAUAAACUUUGGAUUGGACAAUGUCCGAGAACGAAGUCGACGGGGAUCAGUCGCUCCACCGACGCCAGAGGAAGUCUCUGGAGAACAGCAUCGACCCUCGCCUUCACAAUCUCGCCGCGCGAGCUCUUCUUUUACUUAUACUGAAACAUCUGAAGUUUUCAAGUCCCAGGCGACUACACCGCGUCCUUCUGUGUCUGACAACUGUGGUAUAUUGCCCGACAGUAUACUGGUGCACAUCUUCCAAUGCCUUGAACUCCAUCACCUUCUUCGUCUCCGGGGUGUAUCUCUUCAUUGGUCUGAACUUCUGUCCAAGUCUGCGGAGCUGCUUCACCACUUGGACCUCAGUAUAUACAACCGAUCGCUUACGGAUGAUGUGCUGGUCAAUACAAUUUGUCCUUUCGCUGGAGAACGGCCGCGUUACAUUGAUAUCAGCAACUGCUUCCAUAUAACAGACGAGGGGUUCAAGAAAUUGGCCAAUACGUGUGGCGCAAACGUCGCAACAUGGAAAAUGAAGAGCGUAUGGGACGUCACCGCACCUGCUAUUCUUGAAAUGGCCAGUAGUGUUACUGGCUUAGAAGAGGUCGAUAUGAGCAAUUGCAGAAAAGUUGGAGACACUCUUCUGGCUCGAAUCCUUGGCUGGGUCGUUCCGGGGCCGCACAAGCCCAAUCAAGAACAAGGAAAGCCGGGCAAAGGGUCAACGUUGAAACCGACUAUGCAGACCACCGCUGGGACUGUAUAUGGGUGUCCCCGAUUAAAGCGACUGACACUGCAAUAUUGCAAACAUGUCACUGAUCGCUCGAUGCACCACAUUGCUGCUCAUGCUGCUCCUCGCAUAGAGGAAAUGGAUUUGACGCGCUGCACGACGAUCACGGACCAUGGGUUUCAAUUCUGGGGAAAUGCCCAGUUCAGUAGGCUGCGGAAACUUUGUUUGGCAGAUUGUACCUAUUUGACUGAUAACGCGAUCGUGUAUCUGACCACUGCUGCCAAGCAAUUACAGGAACUGGACCUGUCAUUCUGCUGCGCAUUGUCAGAUACAGCAACGCAAGUCCUCGCCCUCCAGUGCUCCCAGUUGACCUAUCUCAACAUGUCCUUCUGUGGUUCCGCGAUCUCCGACUCCUCAUUACACAGCAUUGGCCUUCAUCUCUUGCACAUGAAACGUCUUUCAGUCCGUGGCUGUGUCAGAGUUACUGGUGUUGGCGUCGAAGCAGUGGCUGAUGGAUGUCAUCAGUUACAGUCACUCGAUGUUAGCCAAUGCAAGAACCUCCUUCCAUGGCUCAAGGAAGGCGGGGCGGAGAGAUAUAAAAACAGGUUACGCAUUGAGACUGUUGUACAAAAUGCAAAAUUCAGAUGA
Molecule: messenger RNA, 2802 nt
Organism: Aspergillus ruber CBS 135680
Lineage: Eukaryota; Fungi; Ascomycota; Eurotiomycetes; Eurotiales; Aspergillaceae
Product: cyclic nucleotide-binding domain protein
Exons: 2
Coding region: 1-2802 (933 amino acids)
Molecular function (GO): protein-containing complex binding; protein binding
Source: RefSeq, a predicted model, not a curated record